UAUCCUAUGCGCCUUUAAAUAUCAGUGUGAAAGCGCAUAUGGGUUUACACAGCAGACCUGAGUGCGGACGAAGGAGGAAGGACUGUUUAUCGCUGCACACCGGUCCAAUAUGAGAUCUGAAGAUUAAAAUCGUCUGAUAUACAUUUUGUUCCCGUUAUUAUCAACGUUCACAUCUGGAAGAAUAAUGCCUGAGCAAAGUAAUGACUACAGAGUGGUAGUGUUUGGGGCUGGAGGAGUUGGCAAGAGUUCCUUGGUGCUGAGGUUUGUAAAGGGAACCUUCAGGGAGAGCUAUAUACCCACCAUAGAGGAUACCUACAGACAGGUGAUCAGCUGUGACAAGAGCAUCUGCACCUUGCAGAUCACUGACACCACUGGAAGCCAUCAGUUCCCUGCCAUGCAGCGGCUGUCCAUUUCCAAGGGGCAUGCCUUUAUCCUGGUCUAUUCCAUUACAAGCAAGCAGUCCUUAGAGGAGCUGAAACCGAUCUUUGAGCAAGUCUGUCAAAUCAAAGGUGACGUGGAGAGCAUCCCAAUCAUGCUGGUGGGGAAUAAGUGUGACGAGACACAGAACCGUGAGGUUGAGACCAGUGAUGGAGAGGCUAUGUCCAAGAAGUGGAAGUGUGCAUUCAUGGAGACUUCAGCUAAGACCAACCACAACGUCAAGGAGCUUUUCCAAGAGCUUCUGAACCUGGAGAAGCGCCGGACUGUCAGCCUUCAGAUUGAUGGGAAAAAGACCAAGCAGCAGAAGAGGAAAGAGAAGCUUAAGGGCAAAUGUGUUGUGAUGUGAGACAGCGAAGAAGGAAGUCUUCUGCUGAAAGCAUUGCGUUGCGAUACGCUAAGACUAUGACAAAAAUCUUCCUGUCAUGCCGGAUAAUUAGGGAACACAAGUAUUUACACUAAUUAUGGAAAGGAGGAGAGGGUGGUAUAUUUUAGAAUCAAUAAUUGUUUCACAUUUUAACACAGAACAAAAAAAAAAACAGUUCCUCUAUCUCAGCAAAAUAUGUAGAAUCUUUUAAUUGAUCAAUAGUUCCAGUCUGCGACUGAAUGGAAAAAACAAAACCAGUUUACUUUAAUGCUAAAUAUCUUAUUUCAACCUUUCCUACAGUUUCCCAGUCCCUUCCACUACCGCUUGUUUCUACAGAGAGAGGCAGCAAAGUUUGAUGAUGGCAUGGGCCUUAGUUAACAUUUAUUAAACAUUGUCUCAAAUACUAGAUGAUAGGAUAUGAAACAAGUAAAAUAAAAAAUAAAAAAGAUUUAAGAUGACCAUACUUAAGAAACACCCCCCCCCCUUCUUAAUACAGAUAACUAUACAUCUCCAAAGAGCAGUGCUAUACUAAAGCAAUACUUGUGAAUGUCUGAAGUUAACAGGAUCUUUGAGAAGCUGCAAUGUAAUUAACUGUUCUCGAUGCUGAGUGAAAGCUUUAUGAUUCAAAAUGCUUCAAUGAACUGUUUUCAUUUUUCCUCUUCUCAUAAUUUCAGUUAUAGUGAUACCGUUGUAUUUCAUACUGUCUUAUUUUUGCUGCUGAUUUUCAGAGGGUCCAGCAGAAAAUAAAUCCUGUUUUAGAAAAUAAUGAAAAUCACAAUCUCAUAAAAAUAACACUGGGAAUUAAUGCAAAGGCAUAGUUUAUAGUGCAGAUAAGCUAAGAAGGAUGUUGUUCCUUGGAAGGAGAUGGAUUCUCAUGAGAUAAAGAGGCAAUAUAAUCACAUUUUUCAAUGUUCUGUUUCAUUUAUGCAAAGCAAAUGCAUACCUGAUGUAAUUUCACCAAAUUAAUGGCAAAAUAGGUUUACUUACUUUUAUUUCCUGACCAUCCGUUAUUAGUUAGAUGAAUGAUGCAAAACCGCAUCCAUAUCAGGCAGUGGCUACUUGUAAAGUGACAAAGCCUAAAUUGUCACUUUUAUAUUCUAUGGCCCCAGUGAAAUAAACAAUGAUCAUUUUUAGAUUGCACUACAAUCAAAGCCUGCUGCCUGUUAUAGGUCAGAUUAAGGUAAUCAAUACCCAUUUUCUUAAUGAAUGCUGAAGAAGAAUCUCCUCUAUAGUUUCUGUAGGAUGCGAAAAGAUUUUGCUCUUAUUUUUAUGCACUUGCAGGUUGCAAAUAUUAGAAUUAUAGGAUUUUUUUUUCAUAGAAGAAACUUGUUAAUUGUAACCUCAAUCAAAAUUUUUAACCCUUGCUUAAAAUGUUUACAUAGUAAACAUAGUAAGUAAAUGGUUAGUAACCUCUUUCAAACAUCGCCCCUCAUAAGGGUCAGAAAGAGAUAAGAUAAACAUGUGCUAUUUUCUUAUUUGUGUAAAAGUUUUUCAAAGUAACAUUUUUAGGUAAGUUAUUUUUCAUUCUUUUGAACAGUAAGUUCAUAUUUGCAAUUUCGUAUUCCAGUUGCAAGUGAAAACGUACUUAAAAAGAUUUAGUCACUUUAGUAUUGAUCUGUGUAGUCCUUUAAAGAGCUUGUUUGUCCCACAUAUAUGUGUUCUUUUGCACUCCUGACAAGAAAUAACAUUUAACAGACUAUUCCCUUUUUCGAAUGUUACAAAAAAGAAAAGGUUGAAUUGACAAAGCUGCAUAUAUAUAUAUGUUUAAAGUGUGUGUUUAAUUAAAAUUUUUGUCCUUCCGUUAUUUAAUGUUGCAAAGUAGCUCUUAAAGAGGAAGACACUAACCUGUUAAAACAAAAAAAAACUUAAACUGUGUUGUAGAUCAAUUUUGAAAUGCUGUUAAAACGUGCUGAAAGCGUCAACUGAAUCGUCAAAGAUGAAGCACAUAACACAAGUAGAAACAUUAGUGGAGUUUUACUCUUAAUUGUUUAGAAAGUGUGAAAUAUGUAGUUAUAAGGAAAUAUUUUGUAAAAUAACAUACAGUACCAAUGAUGCUUCCAAGCAUUUGAUUAUUUUUCUUUCUCAAAACAGAAUGUUCCCAAAAUUCAUAGAUUUUCCCCAUUAUAAUGCUAUUUUUUUGUUUGGUAUUAGAUGUUUUAUAUCAGUUUUAUUUGUUUUGUAUCUGAUCACUUUAAAGAAACAUUGUUUUCAGAAAGUAGUAUUUAGGGGAAAAUAUUUAUUUAUUUAAAGUUAAAUAUUGAAGAAGAUUUAGACAAUUUCAUAGACUUAAGAGGGAAAGAGCACACCAGUGUAUAUAUUUUACUAUAUAAAAUUCCUGUCGAAUAAACUGUUAACCUGCUAGUUCAUAUUGCUGCUUUUGGGUAUCUUGUAAAUUGACUCAAAAAGUCAAAUAUUUACCUGUUUAUGAAUACCAUAUAAUGUAUGUUAGACAAUGUAUAAAGGUCCUUAAAAGAUCUAAAUGGUAUGAAGUAAACUGGUUUAUAGCAUUAUGUCAGAAUAAACUGCUGUUCUGGAGAAAAUAACAAUGCACAGAUAUAUGGCCUGGGAAAGUGCUUAAAGCAUGAUUUCUGCAGCUAUGUUAAAAACGUUUGUAUAAUAAAUUAAAAUUGUAUUUAGUUAAGUUCUAUGGUUUUGUUUAUAUGCCUGUAUAGAAUUCAUGUGUGCCUACAAGUUUAUAUUUUCCAGUUCUAUCUUGUAUAUAUCAUGCCACAAAAAUAAAGUAAAUUAAGCAUUUAA
This is a messenger RNA of Lepisosteus oculatus (spotted gar), 3559 nucleotides long. Its product is annotated as GTP-binding protein Di-Ras2. NCBI's taxonomy places the organism in Eukaryota, Metazoa, Chordata, Actinopteri, Semionotiformes, Lepisosteidae. Gene Ontology annotation, molecular function: GDP binding; GTPase activity; GTP binding. Gene Ontology annotation, biological process: signal transduction. Gene Ontology annotation, cellular component: plasma membrane. The record is from RefSeq and is a predicted model, not a curated record.